Penicillium mononematosum is the source of this 7527-nucleotide messenger RNA. Its product is annotated as CAZyme family CE10. The transcript has 7 exons. Gene Ontology annotation, biological process: proteolysis; secondary metabolite biosynthetic process; fatty acid biosynthetic process. Gene Ontology annotation, molecular function: 3-oxoacyl-[acyl-carrier-protein] synthase activity; serine-type peptidase activity; fatty acid synthase activity. The coding region runs from base 1 to 7527 and encodes 2508 amino acids. The record is from RefSeq and is a predicted model, not a curated record. NCBI's taxonomy places the organism in Eukaryota, Fungi, Ascomycota, Eurotiomycetes, Eurotiales, Aspergillaceae.
AUGGUUGAUCUAUCACAAACCAGCCCGGGUCGGCCCGUUUGCCUUGUCUUCGGGCCCCAGAAUGCCGAGAUUGAUGAAAGUCUAUUUUACAUCAGCCGCAACAUCGACGAAAAUCCAGCGUUGCACUUCCUCAAGGAUGUCUUGCGAGGACUACCGUCUUUAUGGCCUACCAUUACUGAUGCCUGGGCCUCUUUGUCUCCAGUCCCUGGGGCGGCUCAACUUACGGCGCUCGCUGAUUGUGUUCAGGGGCCGAUAGCCACUCCCAAAAAUCCCACGAAUGUGCUCCUGACGCCCCUCACUGUGAUUCGACAGAUAAUCAAUGCGUGGAAAUUCAAAGUAAAAUCCCGGAACGAGUACAGAAUCGUGGAUGCGCAGGGAUUUUGUGUCGGCUUCCUCGCGGCAGUCGCGGUCGCGUGCUCAAAUGAUGCCAAGGAAUUCGCGGAUAUCGCAUCCACCAUGGUCCGAUUGGCUGUUUGCAUUGGAGCAGCAGUUGACCUGGAUGGCAUUUCGCAUGGCCAGGCCCGAUCUGUGGCUGUCAGAUGGAAGUCUGGCAAUGAGAAUGAACAACUCAAUCGAUUGCUGGCUAGCUCUUCAACUGCCUACGUCUCCUGCUUUACGGACACAAACUCGGCCACAGUUACAGUCGCGGAGGACGCAGUAGAUGACUUGAUCAAGGAGCUGGGAAGCCACGGAUUGUCGGUGAAAAUUAUCGACCUGAAAGGGAGAUUUCACCAUGCGAGCCAUAUCACAGCUGUUCAAUACCUUAGCAAUCUUUGUGAUACAGAUGACAGGUUCCGGUUGGCAGGCACUGGUCCCUGUGUCCUACCACUAAGGUCCAACGUCGACGGCCGUGUGGUUGGGAAAAUAUCUGACAUUCACAAAAUUGCCCUGGAAUCGAUCCUGGCCAAACCAUCGCAAUGGGCUAUGACUGUUUCAGCCGCGCUUGAGCAUUCGAGGGAGACAAAUGUCGAUGUAAGCCUUGCUCCUAUUGGAACUGGCCAGUUUGUUCCACGUGUAGUCAGAAACCGGGUGCUAGAUCACACGAACAACAGCUUGUCGGACACCAAACAUGAAAUGCUGCCAAACGGAAUCCACAAAUUAUCUUUCCCCACGGAAUCGGCGCAGUCAACCAAUGUGGCUGCGAUGGCCGGGACAGCAACCCCAAUUGCCAUCACUGGCAUGGGAUGCCGAUAUGCCCAGGCAGACUCUCCAGAGCAACUGUGGGAAAUGCUCGAGUUGGGGCAGUGCGGUGUCAGCGCACUUCCGAACGAGCGAUUCAAGAUGGACAAGCUUCUUCGUGAGCCAAAGGGACCAUUUUGGGGAAACUAUCUGGCUAAUCCUGAUGUUUUUGAUCAUCGCUUCUUUGGCAUCUCGGCCCGAGAAGCAGAUGCUAUGGACCCCCAGCAACGACUACUUCUUCAGGUCGGGUAUGAGGCUAUGGAGUCAGCUGGAUACUGUGGCCUUCGCAAUCCCAAUGUGCCGACCGACAUUGGUUGUUAUGUUGGUGUUGGCUCCGAUGACUAUACUGAAAAUGUUGGAUCAACCCAUGCGAACGCAUUUUCAGCUACAGGAACACUUCAGGCCUUUUGCACUGGCCGUCUCAGUCACUAUUUUGGUUGGACUGGGCCGUCGGUGGUGGUUGACACCGCCUGCUCUUCAGCCGCGGUGUCUAUCCAUCUUGCAUGCAAGGCUCUACAAACCAACGAAUGCUCCAUUGCCGUGGCAGGUGGCGUAAAUGUCAUGACCAGCGCACGAGUAACGCAAAACCUAGCUGCGGCCUCCUUCCUCUCACCCACCGGCGCUUCCAAAGCAUUUGAUGCAACUGCCAAUGGUUAUUGUCGCGGAGAGGGAGCAGGACUAGUUGUUUUACGACCCUUCGCAGACGCAAUUCGCAACGGAGACCCCAUUCUUGCCGUAAUUGGCGGGUCUGCGGUCAACCAGGGAUCCAACUGCUCUCCGAUCACUGUGCCAGACUCGAACUCCCAGAGAUCCCUUUAUCAGAAGGCCCUCCUGGCAUCUGGAAUUCCUCCAGAAGACGUCACUUAUGUUGAAGCACAUGGUACAGGUACGCAAGUGGGCGAUCCAAUUGAAUUUGACAGCAUCCGAAAGGCAUUUGGAGGACCUGGCCGUAGCGAAAAGCUUCAUGUCGGAUCUAUCAAAGAUAACAUCGGCCACACAGAGACCGCUUCAGGGGUAGCUGGCCUACUGAAGACUGUCUUGAUGAUGCAGAAACAACAAAUACCGAAGCAAGCCAAUUUUGUUCAACUGAACCCCAAGAUCCCCGCAUUGGACGACGAAGAAAUCGCAAUUCCAACCAAGUCAAUCCAGUGGCCCUCCGCUGCUACUUCAUCUUCGAAUGCCGUGGCAAUGGUGACCAAUUACGGCGCUGCCGGAAGCAAUGCGGCUCUUGUUGUGAAACAAUACAAAGCGCCAUCCGGACCUUCAAAUCGAGCUUCGCUCCUUCCUACCGAGGUGCCCGUUAUCCUUGCAGCCAACUCUGUCGAGUCACUCAGGUCAUACUGCAAGGUUCUGCUUACAAGUGUCCGGAAUGCACAACUGGGCUGUUGUCAAGACAUCGCGUAUAACUUGGCAGUCAAACAGAGCAGAGACAUGGAUUACAUUUCUACAUUAAGCGUUCCCGCAGAUCAACCCAACGAGCUUAUUGCUAAGCUAGAGUCGAUGUCAGGCGAGACCACCAAUCUUCAGAAACAACCGGCUUCUCGUCUGCCCGUCAUCCUGUGCUUUGGUGGGCAAAAUGGAAAUGAAGCAACCCUUUCCGAAGACCUGUUUAAUCAGUGUGAACUGCUUCAAUAUCAUUUGAUGGAAUGUGAAAAGGUUUGUCAAACUCGCGACCUUCCGAGCCUGUUCCCACGUAUCUUCCAGACUGGUCCAAUCGAAGAUACGGUCAGCCUUCAUUGCAUUUUGUUCUCAAUCCAAUACGCAUCAGCAAUGUCAUGGAUAGCUUCUGGACUCCAAGUGGACCGAAUUAUAGGUCACAGCUUUGGCCAACUUACUGGACUUUGUGUUGCUGGUGGCUUGAAUCUUUCAGAUGCUCUCUAUCUUGUCUCAGAGCGAGCCAGAAUGAUCCAGAGCAUGUGGGGAUCUGAGCGCGGAGCUAUGCUCUUAGUGGAAGGGACAGAGUCGGAUGUACAGAGUUUGUUGAAUCGCGCAACACAGCAGAUGGCAGAUGCGGCAGUGGAUGUCGCUUGUAUCAAUGGCCCACGCAAUAUUAUAUUGGCGGGAGAUGAGCGAUCUCUACAAAUGAUUCAGAAGCUGUCAGCGAAAACCCCUUCCAUCCUUCGCACAAAGAGACUGAAGAACACACAUGCUUUCCAUUCCCGCCUGGUGGAUAGCAUUGUUCCUUCUCUGAGCAAGGUAGCCCAACAGCUUCAAUACACGCCACUUUCUAUCCCUCUUGAGGCUUGUUGGCAGGACGGCGACUGGUCUUCUGUCACCCCAGACAAGAUUGUGGCCCACAGCCGCGGACGUGUUGACUUCCAGAUAGCCGUUGAGCGAGUGGCCCAGAGGAUCCAAGGACCUGCUAUCUGGCUGGAGGCGGGAUCUUUAUCUCCAAUAAUCUCAUUGGUACGACGCGUUAUCGACGCAGUGACAGCCUCCUCAAAAGACCAUCUCUACCAAUCCCUCGACCUUGGAGGCCCACAGGCCCAGAAAAAUCUUUCACAGGCUACUUGUAAUCUGUGGUCCAGAGGUGCGAAGGUACAGUUCUGGCAGUUCCAUGAUUCUCAAGCUAAAAGUUACAACUGGAUCAACCUACCGCCUUAUCAGUUCGCUCAAACACGUCAUUGGAUUGCAUAUGAUCCAAACGCCUUUGCGCCGUUGCCGGAAGACAAGCCAACCGUUCCUUCUGCGGGUGGCCCGAAAGAGUUUGUGCAGCUGCUCACCAAACAGCCCACCGAGUGUGUAUUUGCAAUCAAUACGAAGGACCCCCUUUACCAGGAGUGCACACAAGGCCAUGCAGUACUUGAUCAGAACCUCUGCCCUGCCUCUCUCUACUUUGAAAUGAUCAUUCGGGCCGCGGGACUGAUUCGCCCGGAAAACGAUACAUCCCCAGCUAUGCCUCACCUUCAAAAUCUUGCCAUUUCAGCUCCGCUUGUGCUUAACCCCACUGGAAGUGUUCUAUUGAGCCUUACCCGUGCCCGGGCCGGUGACUCCCCUUGGUCAUUCUCUCUCUACACUCGUGAGCCCAAUAAGAACUCGGUGACCACGCAUGCAACCGGCGAGAUCAGCUUGCACCCCUUUGGCCAGAACACACCCCUCUUCGUUCGCCUUCACUCCAUGAACCGGCUGAUUGAUUCAUCCCGCGUGGAUUCUAUCGCCAAUUCACGGGAGUCGAGCGGCCUCAAAGGAUUCGCGGUCUAUCAGGCUUUCCGUAGAGUCGUCAAUUACGCUGAUUGCUAUCGCGGCGUUGAACGCGUGUUCGCGACCGAGCAUGAGGCCGCUGGAAUUGUGAACCUCCUCUCGUCCAAGACAAAGGAUGCCGCAUGUGAUCCUAUGCUCGUCGACAAUUUCAUCCAAGUCGCUGGAAUCCACGUCAACUGUCUUUCGGAGACAAAUGAAGAUGAGGUUUUCGUAUGCACUGGGGUUGGUGAAAUCUUGAUUGGGGAGGCCUUCAUGACCCGCGACCCCAAGUCCUCGCUUUCUUGGGGUGUAUACUCCAACAUGGACCGAUCUGUUAAGAACAAGAUCGCCUGUGACACGUUUGUCCUAGAUCGGGAGACAGGCAAACUUGCCGUCACCAUCCUCUCUGCAGAAUUUACUAGCGUCUCCAUCGCCGGUCUGGCGCGAGUGCUCAAAAAAUUGAACAAUCAAGCCGAUGACAAAAAGGCAUCUCCCGACUUGUCUCUUCGGCAUGAUUCUAAGAUUGAUGUCAAUCCCACGCCUCAGAAUACAGCACCUGUUGUUCAGCCCACUCGCCAAGCUGCCGCAGAACACGGACAAUUUGUGGUCGUCCAAGAGAUGCUCUGUGAUCUACUCGGGAUCGCCUCCGAGGAGUUGUCGCCAUCUUCGAAUCUUGAAGAAAUUGGCGUGGACUCAUUGAUGCGAACUGAGGUCCUUGUGGAAAUAAAGAAGAGGUUCAAUGUCAGCAUCGACGCCUCCUCCUUGACUGAAAUCCCCGAUAUCCAGAGAUUGGUGCAGACGAUUUUCCCUGACGCGGCAACCGCUCCUCUCACGAAUGGAGUUCCCCCGUCAUUGGAAAUCGAGACCACAGAUGUACCUGACUCGGAGAACAAUACCCAUGUCAUCCCAACCCCAAUUUCUGAUGCGGAUGUGCAUGGCCUCAUUGACAUCGCACCUAGCCUUUUCACUGACAUUCAGAGAAGCAUGGCGCACAGUGAAUUUACCCAGUGGAACGGAUUUUGUGAAUCUGUAUAUCCCAAACAGAUGGCCCUUGUCACAGCUUAUGUGGUAGAGGCUUUCAAGUCCCUUGACAAACUUGAGGCUGAGUGUGUUAUUCCGCAAGUGCCAGUUCUUAAACAGCAUGGCAAGGUCCGAAACCAGCUUUAUUCCAUCUUGGAGUUCUCGAAUCUCAUCCGGGCUACCGAUCGUGGCUUUGUGCGCACAACGAUCCCUGUGCCCACGGUUUCGUCUGAUGUAUUGCAUGAGGAAAUCAUUCGCCUCUAUCCCCAGCACAGAUCUGAGCACCAUCUUCUCAAGACAACGGGCUCGCGACUCAGUGACUGCUUGAGCGGAGCAGCUGACCCACUCUCCCUGCUCUUUCAAGAUGCAGAGGCUCGCCGACUGAUGGAGGAUGUGUACACCAACGCCCCAAUGUUCAAGGCUGCAACUAAUCACCUGGCCCAAUACCUUGUCAAUAUCCUUGGCCGCAUGGAUACCACGAGGGAGAUCAAGAUUCUCGAAAUUGGGGGUGGCACUGGGGGUCAGCUCACUGCUGUCCCCGGUCUUCGCUUCCAGUACACAUUCACGGACCUGUCCUCAGGGCUGCUUACUCUGGCACGCAAGAAGUUCAAGCAUUACAACUUCAUGAAAUACCAAGUCCUCAAUGUUGAACAGACUCCUACGCCUGACAUGGUCGGUCAAUAUGAUAUCAUCCUAUCCAGCAACUGUGUGCACGCAACCCGCAAUUUGGUUCAGUCGUGUUCAAACAUCAACAAGCUUCUACGACCAGACGGGAUUCUUUGCCUAAUUGAGCUCACGCGCAACUUGUUCUGGUUCGAUCUUGUCUUCGGCCUGCUGGAAGGCUGGUGGCUGUUCGAGGAUGGUCGGCAACACGCCCUUGCGACUGAGCACGUGUGGAAGCAAACCCUUUUCCAGUCAGGUUUCCAAUGGAUUGACUGGACACACAAUGACUCCGAAGAGUCAAAUGUUCUUCGGGUGAUUACUGCGUCGCCGACCUCGGCCGUCAUUUUACCCCGACCCCGGGAGUCCCUUACGUGUCAUGAACGAGGAGACGGUCGCUUAUGGCAAGAAUGGUGGCGUGGAGCUCUCUGCAGACAUUUACUAUCCCCGGGAUCUUCAGCCUAUUGGAAAACCCCGUCCAAUUGGUACGUAGACGAACUUGCUUCCCGGUCCUCUUCCUCGGCCCAUGACAAAUCUCCUUCUUACACUCGACAAACAGCUCUUCUUAUCCAUGGCGGAGGGCACAUCAUGCUUUCGCGCCGGGACAUCCGCAGCAAACAAGUCAAGAUGCUCCUCGACGGGGGAUUCUUGCCGGUCAGUGUGGAUUACCGACUGUGCCCAGAGGUUUCUCUGACGGAAGGCCCAAUGCAUGAUGUAUGCGAUGCUCUCUCUUGGGCUCGAAAUGUCCUGCCCAAGUUAUCUCUUGGUCGUCCCGAUAUACAAUCGGAUGGAACCCAAGUGGUGGCGGUUGGGUGGUCUACCGGUGCCCAUCUGGCCAUGACAUUGGCUUGGACUGCUGAGCAGAGGGGCAUCGCGCCUCCCGAGGCUAUACUCGCAUUCUACGGGCCUACUGACUAUGAAGACCCAUUCUGGUCUCAGCCCAAUUUCCCGUAUGGAAAGAAUGCCGCCUCGCCAGAAAUGAGCUACAACCUGUGGGAAGGCAUGCACGAGACACCCAUCACUGCCUACAAUCCUCCGGCCAACCAAAAGGCCCUUGGGGGCUGGAUGUCGCCGACGGACCCUCGCAGUCGAAUUGCAUUGCACAUGAACUGGAAAGGACAAAGUCUGCCGAUGUUGCUGCACGGAGGCCGCUUCUGGUCGGCUCAUAAGGAUGGCGACUGUGGCGAGGACUUGCCCGUUCCGACUCUUAAGGAAAUCCAAGCAGUCAGCCCUCUGGCCCAGAUUCGCAAUGGGUGUUACAAGACGCCUACUUUCAUUAUCCACGGGACGCUUGAUGAUCUCAUUCCAGUGGAACAGGCCCAGAGGACAUCGCAGGAGCUGGUUACGAAGGGCGUUGAGGUUGAACUCCGCGUUGUGGAUAAGGCAGUGCAUCUUUUCGAUAUUUAUCCUGGGUUUGAGAAAGACCACACAGCUGCUCAAGCUGUUCAAGAUGGUUACGAGUUUCUGCGCGAUCAUGUUAGAUACUAG